Molecule: messenger RNA, 1956 nt
Organism: Echinococcus granulosus
Lineage: Eukaryota; Metazoa; Platyhelminthes; Cestoda; Cyclophyllidea; Taeniidae
Product: Myotubularin-related protein
Exons: 7
Coding region: 1-1956 (651 amino acids)
Biological process (GO): dephosphorylation
Molecular function (GO): phosphatidylinositol-3,5-bisphosphate 3-phosphatase activity
Source: RefSeq, a predicted model, not a curated record
AUGCCGCUUACGUUGUCGAAGUCGAUGUUGGUGAUUCAGCGACCAAUAAUGCCAGCAGAGCAAUUAGUCACCAGGUAUGAAAACUGUAUAUGUCUGGCUGAUGGAUCAAAUGGCGUUAUUGAGCUGACAAACUAUCGUCUCUCUUUUGUUGCCAAUGGAGGAGCACGGUUAAGCUUCUACUCUGUACCCCUGACCACCAUCCAAUCAGUAGAAUUGAAGCGCCCGUUUGGAACUGAACAAAUAGUCCAACAGGCGGGACUUUUCCUUCUUUGCAAGGAUAUGCGGCAAAUUCGCUUUGUUUUGCCAGAUGUCAGGGCACGCGAUGAAUUGGGCAAAUAUAUCUGCGAUAUUAUUCAUCCCACCCAUCGCACGCGGCCACUCUUUGCCUAUUUAUUUGGUGAAGCUUGCAUCGCCGAAAGCCUUUACCUCAAAGCAGGAUGGAACGUCUACAACCCGGAAGACGAAUACCAUAGACAAAAUGUGAACGAGGGCUACAAGCUGUGCCGCACCUACCCGGAGGUGCUGGUGGUGCCGGCGAAGGUAACAGAUGAUUUGCUGAUCCGCUGUGCUCCGCACCGGGCCCGUGGCCGCCUCCCCGUGCUCUCUUGGCUGCACCCUGAGAGCCGCGCCAGUCUCACUCGCGCCGCCCAGCCCCUGGCUGGUGUCCAGGGUCGUCGUAACGAGGCUGAUGAGGAGCUCGUCCGCUGCAUCCGCGAAGCCAAUGCCAACACUGUCAACCUCCUUGUCUUUGACGCGCGGCAUCAGUUCACAGCUGUGGUCAAUCGUGGGCGUGGUGGAGGCAUGGAGAACCCAGCCUUCUACACCAACAUCCAGUACUCCUUCAUGAAUAUUCCCAACCUCCAUGCAAUGCGUGCCUCUUUCGCGAAGCUUAUGACCGCUAUCAAUUCUGUAACCCUGACUCAGCAGGAUAACGUGUGCUGGCUCAAAACCAUUCACAACACUAAGUGGCUCCACAACACGCAGCAGAUUCUCUCCGCUGCUGCCGCUGCUGCUGACCAAAUCGAAAAUCACAAGUCCUCCAUCCUGGUUCAUUGUUCGGAUGGGUGGGACCGAACUCCACAAGUAACCAGUCUUGCAAUGUUGAUGCUAGAUCCCUACUAUCGUACUCUGCGUGGUUUCCAGACUCUCGUGGAGAAGGAGUGGAUUUCCUUCGGUCAUAAGUUCUGUCAGCGCACCGGUGGCCCCGCAGACGGCGGUAACCUUAUCUUCCCUCACACCUCUCCUGCCCUCAUAGCCGGAUCUACCUCAAUCAAAGUGGGGACCUCCAAUCCCGAGGAGCGUUCGCCCAUCUUCCUUCAGUUUAUUGAUUGUGUCUGGCAAAUGAUGAUCCAGUUUCCCGCCUCAUUCGAAUUUAACGAACCCUUCCUUGUCACCAUCCUGGACGAGCUGUACGCCAGCAGGUUCGGCACUUUCCUUUUCGACUCGGAGUGUGAAGCGCGCAAUAACUUCGCCCGCACAAAAACUGUUUCUCUAUGGGGCUACAUAAACUCCAGCAUUAAGGCCUACUUAAAUCCCACUUACACACCAGCAGAGGUGUCGGGUCAUCGCCUGAUCAUCCCCUGUUCGAUGUCAUACCAGCUGGAGUUGUGGAAAGGAUAUUACCUGCGCUGGCAGCCAUUCAUGCGGUGCCAGGAGCCGGUGCUGUCGCGUAGCUCUAAGGUGCUCGACCGCAUGCAGAAGUUCAGGGCGCUGUCGCGGCGCAGUAAACGUGGCGGCACCCAGAAGGCGAAUGUCUCGCCCGUAGCGGGCUCAAUCACUUCGCUGCCACUGGCAGAGAUGAGCACACUCGACGCUUCAGUCACUCUGCCUGCCGCCCAAUCGGCCGUUUCACCCCGCCGCAUCUUCCCUCGUUUCCCCAUCUCAACCAGCAACAUCGCCGCCGUCACUGUCGCCCCUGCAGUGGAGAAGGCCCCCGUGGUCGCCGCCCAACCCUGA